AUGGCAAGCUUAAAACCCUUCGUAACUCUGCUUGGUCAGCCAAUACUGUCUUGCUCACUACAAAGGCAAGCAUUUGCUAUUACAAAAUUUACUGCCACUCAAAUUCCCAAAACAGCUAUUUUGGGCAUUCGCCAGUACAGCAGCCGUCAACAGCAGCACGGUGACAGAAUGAUCUUGUUACGAGAUUAUGGCGUAUUUGCUACCUACAUACCUCCAGAAACUUCACCUGCUCUAACAGAUUUUAAGAACUGGAGGUUAACCAAGUGGAGAAAUUUGAAAAAUAGUGUCCAAAACUUUUUGUGUGUUGGAUUAAUCAAAUACAAAUCAGAGUAUGAAAAAUGGAAUUCAGCAAAAUUCUUAGCAGAAGCUCACGAAACUUACAAAGACAUGAACGAGGCAUUCGCGAGAGGUAAUCGUGACAUUCUGGAAGAGGUAUGCUUGGACUCCAUGUAUAGUAACCUGAAAAAUCAAUUAAAGUCCCGUGGAAACAAUGUUCGUUGGGAAUGGAAAUAUCACGGUGAUGUCGAGCAACCAAGGAUUGUUUGUGUCCGUUUAGUGGGCAAUUCAGGGUUAAGUAAAGGAGGAUUUGCAGUUGGGCAAGUAGCAGUGAGAAUGUUCACCAAACAGUCUAUGGCAGUUUUCGAUAACAAGAAAAACAAGCUGAUUGGUGGUGACCCUUCUAAAAUCCAUAACGUACUAGAGUAUGUCGUUUUCCAAAAGACAAUUUCUGACCCAGAGGACAUAUGGAGAAUUUAUGGUAAAAUCGCCUCACCAGAAAAACUGAAGCAAAAAGCUCAAGAAUUGUCUUGA
Molecule: messenger RNA, 810 nt
Organism: Mycotypha africana
Lineage: Eukaryota; Fungi; Mucoromycota; Mucoromycetes; Mucorales; Mycotyphaceae
Exons: 5
Coding region: 1-810 (269 amino acids)
Cellular component (GO): mitochondrion
Source: RefSeq, a predicted model, not a curated record